UCUCUCGUCCCACCUGCACCCUCCUAGGAUUGCUGGCUCCUUGGCACCCCUCGUGCUCUGCGUGCCCCCCUUUGGGCAUCCUGGUGCACCACUCUGCAGUGCUCUUUGCGCUCUCCCUUCUCCACGCACCCCUGGCCAUGAACGGGUCGGCAGCAGUUUCGGAUGAGAGCUGGCAUCCCGAGUCGGUGCUCAUCCCCCUUGCAUACCUCCUCAUCUUCCUCGUGGGCACCGUGGGCAACUGCCUGGUGCUGGCGGUGCUGCUGCGCAAUGGGCAGGUGAAGAACACCACCAACCUCUUCAUCCUCAACCUGGGGGUGGCUGACCUCUGCUUCAUCCUCUUCUGCGUCCCCUUCCAAGCCACUAUCUACACCCUGGAGGGAUGGGUGUUUGGGUCCUUCCUGUGCAAAGCCGUCCACUUCUUCAUCUACCUCACCAUGUAUGCCAGCAGCUUCACCUUGGCCACCGUCUCCCUUGACAGGUACUUGGCCAUCCGAUAUCCCCUCCACUCACGGGAGCUGCGGACGCCCAGGAACGCACUGGUGGCCAUCUGCUUCAUCUGGGCACUCUCCUUCAUUUUCUCGAGCCCUUACCUCAGCUACUACCAACAGUUCCAGCUGGCCAACCUGACCGUCUGCCACCCGGUCUGGGCCAUCUCCCAGCGUAAGGUCAUGGAUCUCUGCACCUUCAUCUUCAGCUACAUCAUCCCGGUGCUGAUCCUCAGCCUCACUUACACGCGGACCAUUCGCUACCUGUGGAGGUCUGUGGAUCCUCUCCAAGAGAUGUCGGAGUCCAAGAAAGCCAAGAGGAAAGUCACCAGGAUGAUCAUCAUCGUGGCCGUCCUGUUCUGCCUCUGCUGGCUGCCCCACCACCUGCUCAUCCUCUGCGUUUGGUUCGGGUAUUUUCCCCUCAACCACGCGACGUACGUCCUGCGCAUCCUCUCCCACCUCGUCUCCUAUGCCAACUCCUGUGUCAACCCCAUCGUCUACGCCCUGGUCUCCAAGCACUUCCGCAAAGGCUUCAAGAAGAUCUUCGUCUGCCUCUUGCACAAGAAGGCAGCCAACAAGGUGCACGUGGCCCAGGGGACCAACACAGUCAGCAUGCUGGAGGCAGAGCUCAGCGAGGUGACUCGUCUCAGUGAGGCCGGGCCUGGCUGCUCCUCGGUGCGCUGCAGAGCUCAGCCCUGGGGGGAGGCAGAGCAGGGGGGAGGUGGGCAGAAAGCUGGUGGCUCCUUCCUCACCUUCCGUGUCACCUAGCAGCGCUCCCUUCACGCUGUAUUUGCAGUCUCCUGCAGUAUGGCGGGCCUGGGGAUGGACCGCGUGUUGGGUUUGUGUCAAAUCUUCUCCUUUUCCCCCCUCAAACAUCAGAACUGUUGAAACGAUGCUGAUUCCUAUGGGCUCAGCCAAAGAGCCAAGUGUAGGAUUUGCAGAGAGCAGGGAGAUCCAAACCCCGAAUCAAUUUUAAGGUAGGAUCACCUGUUCCUCUGCUCCCUGCUGCAUCUACACCCGGUCACUCACGAGAGCUCUGACCUCCAACCACAGCAGCCUUUGGCUUUCAGUGUGGUGCAGGCUCUACAAAGACUGUUGGGGGGAUGGAGACUGGGUGCUGGGGCCUCUUGGAAGAGGUUCCAGUGCCAGGAGCGUCAGGUGAGACUGGGAUCAGCACUGGGGAAGUGUGGGCCCUUCAGGCAGGGCUCGGACCUGAGGCACUGGCACUGCCCUUCCCAUGGGGAAGAACCCACGCAGCCCAAGCAUUACAUCCCCACAGAGCAAGGCUGGGCUGCAGGGCCCCAUGAGGUCCACAUGCUCCAAUGAGGACCUAAAGGCUUCUAUCCUGCAGAUCGUGUCACCUCCCUUAGGAUACCUGCAACCCCCUCCUCCAUUUCCCUCCUGCUCAAUGCAAUUGGGGCUGGGAUGAAGCUACUCCUUGCUUCACUUUGCUUUGCUCACACCUGGGGUGAGGGAUGCUAAGGGGCUGGGGGAGAAAUCAUGGGCAGAGGUGAGGACUCUUGAAAACACAGCAUUAGGACACGCUGUGGGGGCUGUGACCCUGCAGCCCCGCUCCUCCUUGGUACUGCGCUGUCUCCCUUCCAAGGCUUUGCCUUCCCUCCCCUGCUGUCAAAACACUCAUUUUCCCCCACUGAGUGUUAUUAUAAUCAGCUUCCUGUCCCCACGUGGAGGGCCAGAAACCAGCCCCUGCCUCCUAUCAAUAGCCAUUAUAUUUAGUCUAGGCCUGCUAACAGCAUAAGUCACAGAAUGUGAUUAUAUAAACAGCACCAUUACUCAUAUCUGUAUUUACCACCCCUGCUGAACCCUUUCCAGCCAGGGAAGCGUUGCAACAGCCACACCAACUCAGCUCAAAGCCUCCUCCUGCCCUCAGCACCCUGCACCAUGGGGUGCAAUCCCUGCUCGUGCCAGGGACAGAGACAUUGUCCCACCAUCUCCUCACUGCCCCAAUAACACGUUCCCCAUGCUGGCAUGGCUGGGUGCUGAUGCAGAGGAGACAGCAGUGAUAAAAGGAAAGCUGUCCCCCAGGGAGCUGCUCAGGAUCCAUCUUCAGCUGGAGACACGGGAAAGCAUCGCUGUGGUGCUGCAGUCAAACACAGGAUCAAUACAUGCACUAUGUGGAGGUGCAAAAUUAUCAGCAAAGACAGGAAGAGCAAUCUUCUAACAAGAAAUGAUUUAGUGAACAAGGAAAAUGAUUUGCAGAGACUUUCAGCACAUCCAUUAAUUACAUUUAACACAACCUUCCCAAAAACCGACUCCAGUGACUCAUGGCUGCCUGGCUCCCCUGGCUGGUGGGUGCCAGUAGAGCUGAGAUGGAGCACCCAGGGAUGGAGCACCCAGAGAUGGAGCACCCAGGGAUGGAGCACCCAGGGAUGGAGCACCCAGGGGUGGAGCACCCAGGGGUGGAGCACCCAGGGGUGGGAGCUGCACUUGGAGACGCAGCACAUUCUGCCACUACCAUCCCUACUUUGAAGAGCACAUCCCAAAAUUCACGUGGAUCUGCUGACCUCCUUUUCCAGCAGCCCAAGCCCACUCUUCUGACACCUCCUUGCAGGUGGGAUUUGAGUUAAAGUCUCUUGCUCCUUGUGAUCUCUACUGUGCGACAUAUCCGCCCCUGCCCUCCCUGUUUUAUGGAUCCUCACCUGCUGAUCCAUAGCUGCUUGCUUACAAGCAACGAGAUGGAAGCCUGCUGGAUCAUUACACCAUUUACAGGAUGGUGCAGAAAUAGAGCAGAUACUCCACUGCCUCUGUGACUGCUGCCAAGGGCUUAUGAGCAGCACAAACCCAGAGAGGUGGGAAAGCUUGGAAUCAAGCAUCUGGGUACAAAGGUGCACACAGAAGGAGUGGAGAUGCCACAAGCAAGGAGAAGCAGAUGCGAGAUGCUGAGCCCCAGCAUCUUAAAGUGUAAUAAAAUGUAAAGGUUAAAGUUUAAUAAAAGCGAAUUCAAUGGGGAGAAGGAAAUAAAUAAGCUAAAUUCAGCUUUCACCAAGCCCAGCAGAGCUCACAGAAACAAGACUGAAA
Messenger RNA from Lagopus leucura (white-tailed ptarmigan), 3524 nucleotides. It is a transcript of the gene GALR2, whose product is annotated as galanin receptor 2. Gene Ontology annotation, biological process: G protein-coupled receptor signaling pathway. NCBI's taxonomy places the organism in Eukaryota, Metazoa, Chordata, Aves, Galliformes, Phasianidae. Gene Ontology annotation, molecular function: G protein-coupled receptor activity. The record is from RefSeq and is a predicted model, not a curated record. The coding region runs from base 138 to 1253 and encodes 371 amino acids. Gene Ontology annotation, cellular component: membrane. The transcript is spliced from 2 exons.